GAGGAGGAGAAAUGAGUGUGAAGAGCUGAGUGGCUGGCUAUUCAACAGCUACAGAACUGAUUUUCGGCAUUGAGAGUGACAAUCCUGAAUGCCCUUGCAGGUGCUGUCACCCUCUGCUUGCUGGAGGAAAGCUAGGCAGACCUGGCUCUUGGCCCCUCAGCUCCUGGCCGGUAAAGAGGCUGAUUUGGAGAGCAGGGGCACAUGUCUGUUGCUCUCUUUGAAGAAACCCGGCAAGAUGUCAGACCUGCUCUCAGUCUUUCUGCACUGUCUUCUCCUCUUCAAGCUGGUGGCCCCUAUGACCUUUCGUCACCACCGGUAUGACGACCUUGUGCGGACCCUGUACAAGGUGCGCAACCAAUGCCCCCACAUCACGCGGAUCUACAGCAUCGGGCGCAGCGUGAACGGGAGACACCUCUACGUGCUGGAAUUCAGUGACUUUCCCGGGACUCACGAGCUCUUGGAGCCAGAAGUCAAGUAUGUGGGGAACAUGCAUGGCGACGAGGCGCUGGGUCGAGAGCUAUUGCUGCAGCUGUCACAGUUCCUGUGUGAGGAGUUCCGGAACCGGAACCAGCGCAUCGUGGAGCUCAUCCAGAGCACGCGCAUUCACAUCCUGCCAUCCAUGAACCCAGACGGCUACGAGAUGGCUGCUGCCCAGGGCCCAAAUGCAUAUGGAUAUCUCAUUGGCAGGAAUAAUGCAAAUGGAGUGGACCUAAACCGAAACUUCCCUGACCUCAAUAUCUAUUUCUACUAUAAUGAGAAGUACGGAGGCCCCAACCAUCACUUGCCUCUUCCAGACAACUGGAAAAGCCAGGUGGAGCCUGAGACCCGGGCGGUGAUCCAGUGGAUGCAGUCCAUCAACUUUGUUCUCUCGGCCAAUCUCCACGGCGGAGCAGUAGUGGCCAAUUACCCCUAUGACAAAUCCCUCCGACAUCGGCUCCGGAGUUCUCACCGCCCAACUACUACUACCCCCACGCCUGAUGAUAAGCUUUUCCAGAAGUUGGCCAAGGUCUACUCCUAUGCACAUGGCUGGAUGCACCAAGGUUGGAACUGUGGGGAUUAUUUUCCAGAUGGCAUCACCAAUGGGGCUUCCUGGUACUCUCUCAGCAAGGGAAUGCAAGAUUUUAAUUAUCUCCACACCAACUGCUUUGAUAUCACACUGGAACUCAGUUGCAAUAAAUUUCCCCACCAGGAGGAAUUAGAACGGGAGUGGCUUGGUAAUCGAGAAGCCCUAAUCCAAUUCUUGGAACAGGUUCACCAGGGUAUCAAGGGAAUGGUGCUUGAUGAAAACAAUAAUAAUCUCACAGGGGCUGUCAUUUCUGUCACUGGGAUUAAUCACGAUGUCACAGCAGGUGAACAGGGUGAUUACUUCCGGCUGCUGCUCCCAGGUACGUACACCGUCACAGCCACAGCACCUGGGUUCCACCCAAAGACAGUGGUGGCAACUGUGGGUCCUGCAGAACCAACACUGGUUAACUUCAAUCUCAAGAGAAGAAUCACACAAGCGGACGCUGGAAAGAGAACUCCCAUUGGGGGUCAGGGAGGCAGAGUGAAAGCCCAGCCCCGGACACCCAGAAAGAAGGACGCAGCUGUGAAGCAGCCACAUAGAGGCCCUGCCUGAAACCCGAGGACCCCAGGGUAGUACUUCACAAGGGCUCUGCUCCUGCUUUCAGAUCCCUUAGGGCAUGCUUUCUGGUUCAUUAUCUGGUACAUAUUUAAAUAUAAGCCUAUUCAGACUAA
Cavia porcellus (domestic guinea pig) is the source of this 1737-nucleotide messenger RNA. RefSeq names its product carboxypeptidase N subunit 1 (gene Cpn1). The record is from RefSeq and is a predicted model, not a curated record. Bases 89 to 1618 code for a protein of 509 amino acids. Lineage: Eukaryota; Metazoa; Chordata; Mammalia; Rodentia; Caviidae. Gene Ontology annotation, biological process: peptide metabolic process; protein processing. Gene Ontology annotation, molecular function: metallocarboxypeptidase activity; zinc ion binding. The transcript is spliced from 9 exons.